AGGAGGGAGUUGAUGUAUUAGUUGAAUUUGGUAUUAUAACCGGUUACCUAUUGUUGUUUCAUUCGUCGAAUUAUACAUGCCGGCCAUGGAAGCGAAAGUGGUGCUGGAGCUGCCGCAGGAUUUUUCGGCGCUUUAUGUUGGCGACCUUGACAGCAGCGUGACGGAGGAAGAGCUGCGGCGAUUUUUCAACCAAGCAGGCGGCUUCGUCUCCGUUAAGUUAUGCACGGAUCUGCUUAAUCAGCAAUCACUCGGAUACGGUUACGUCAACUAUGCAAAUCCUGACGAUGCUGAAAAAGCGAUGGAUGCUCUCAACUUCACUCAUCUCAAUGGGAAAUGCAUUCGGAUUGCAUUUUUUAGGAGACCGGGAACUCAAACUGAGGCCAACUUAUUCGUUAAGAAUUUGGACCAAACAAUCAACCACAAAGGUCUACACGAAAUUUUUAGUCCAUAUGGGAAGAUCAUGUCGUGCAAAGUUGAGACCGACUCAAACGGUCAAUCAAAGGGGUACGGUUACGUGCAAUACAAGCACGAGGAAUCUGCUGCAACAGCUAUCCAACAUCUGCACAGUGAGCUUUUGCUAGGGAAAGAGCUACAUGUAGUCCCUUAUCGCAGCAAGCAGGAGAGGGAGGCCAAAUUCACAAAUGUGUUCGUCAAGAACAUCUCUGCAGCCACAACUGAAGAAGAUCUAAUGUCGAUAUUUGGAGAGUUUGGAUCAACGACCAGUGUGGUAGUGAUGCGAGACGAAGAAGGAAGUUCAAAAUGCUUUGGAUUUGUCAACUUUGAGAAUGCAGCGGAUGCAGCCAGGUCUGUUGAUGAGCUUAAUGGCAGAGAAUUCAAUGGAAAGGAAUGGUUCGUUGGUAGAGCUAAGAAGAAGGUCGAAAGAGAGAAAGAGAUUAAACUUGAGCGCGAGCGAAUUGCACUUGAAAGUCCGUUGGAUGUGAACAAUGUGUACAUCAAGAACAUAGAUGAUGAUAUUGACAGUGACAAAUUGAACGAGCUGUUUUCUCCGUUUGGCACCAUAACGUCGUGCAAGGUUAUGACUGAUAAGAGAGGCAUAAGCAGAGGGUAUGGUUUUGUUGCCUACUCUACUGGCGAAGCAGCUGCAAGAGCAAUUUCAGAGAUGAAUGGGAAGAUGAUAGGCAGGAAGCCUUUUUAUGUUAGGACUGCAGAGAGAAAGGAAGCUAGACGACAACGGUUGCAGUCUAUCUUUUCUAAUCAUAUGCACCCGGCUAUGAUGGUGCCUCCUCAACGCCCAUUUUUUUAUGGCAAUGGUGUCUAUCCACAAGGGUUUGUUCCUCCUCAGGCACCUAUGGUUCCAAAUUUCAUGCAUCCCAUGGUCCAACAUCCUAGCACCAGCCAACCAGCUCAUCCUCUGAUGCACAUGCACCCGCAGAUGCCUUUGAGGGGAUUCAGAAGCUCCAAUGGCACCAUUUCACAAGGAGCCACGCCAACACAGAACACUCUGGCAUCCGCUCUUGUAAAUGCUCCCCCACAUGAUCAGAAAAAUAUGUUGGGCGCAUAUCUAUACCCUCUGGUUCAGGUGCUAGAGCCUGUAAUGGCGGGUAGAGUCACGGGCAUGCUUCUAGAAAUGGAUCAGACCGAGGUUUUGCACUUGCUCGAAUCACCUCAAUCCCUUGUAACUAAAGUUAUGGAGGCUGUGAAUGUCCUAGCCAACGCUUCUCAAUACAGAAAUUGGUUUUGAUGUCCUUGAAUUAAUCAUUUACUCUUUUUCACCAACUGCUUGGUUUUGACUCUUA
Salvia splendens (bonfire salvia) is the source of this 1757-nucleotide messenger RNA. RefSeq names its product polyadenylate-binding protein 8. Bases 77 to 1702 code for a protein of 541 amino acids. Gene Ontology annotation, cellular component: ribonucleoprotein complex. The transcript has 8 exons. Lineage: Eukaryota; Viridiplantae; Streptophyta; Magnoliopsida; Lamiales; Lamiaceae. The record is from RefSeq and is a predicted model, not a curated record. Gene Ontology annotation, molecular function: RNA binding.